Mytilus trossulus (common blue mussel) is the source of this 3861-nucleotide messenger RNA. Its product is annotated as xaa-Pro aminopeptidase 1-like. The coding region runs from base 246 to 2417 and encodes 723 amino acids. The transcript has 21 exons. Gene Ontology annotation, molecular function: metalloaminopeptidase activity. NCBI's taxonomy places the organism in Eukaryota, Metazoa, Mollusca, Bivalvia, Mytilida, Mytilidae. The record is from RefSeq and is a predicted model, not a curated record.
AUAAGAAUUCAUAAUACUAUGUAGUAACUAUCACAUGCAUCUUUUAUUGUUUCUGUGAUUUUUGUUACUAUGAUGAAAAAAUGUGGUUAUAUAUCAAAAUGUUGAAAAAUUGUCCUGAGGCAAUAAAAUGUCAUCAGAUUAGAUUCACUAAUAAGGACCAUGAUCUAUCCUCAUUGUUAUAUAGUAUUUGUAAUGAUAAACACAGCGUGUCAAUUUCUUUGAAUUGUAAACAUUGGAAUUAAAAGAUGAUGGAAUACAUGUGGAUAAGCUGCGUUUUAUUGGUUGUUUGUUGUGCAGAAGCAGAAUUUGUCAACAACCAUGACCGAUUUAAGAGACAGACCAGCAUUAAGAGUAUGUCACCAGAUGAUCGUCCAAGUUGCAAGCCUGGAGCACAAGUUCCGCUGGUAAGAGUUGAUUCAUCACAGAGACUAUAUGAUCUGAGGCAAGAGUUUAAUUCCAAUGGUGUCAACUUACAAGGGGUGAUAAUUCCGUCAGAAGAUGCACACCAGAGUGAGUUCCCAGCAGAGUAUGAUAAAAGAAGAGCCUAUAUUUCAGGAUUCGAUGGCUCACAUGGUUUAGCUAUAGUGUUGAAGGACAAAGCUGCACUAUGGACUGAUGGUAGAUACUACACCCAGGCUGAGAACCAGUUAGACUGUAACUGGAUACUGAUGAAACAAGAUGAACCGAACACACCAACCUAUGAAGAAUGGAUCCUUGCCAACCUGGGAACCAGUUCAUCAAUGUCCAACAGAAAUAUUGGUCUAAAUCCAUUGUUUAUUACCAGUAGUGCUUGGAUUACAAUGGAUAGAAAUUUAAAGGCAGAAAACAUCAACUUAUACCAAAUGAAUAAAGAUUUAGUUGAUACUAUCUGGCAGUUUGGUAGACCAGGAAGGCCUAGUAGUAAAAUUCAUGUUCUAGAAGAUAAAUUUUCAGGUAAAAAUUGGCAACAGAAGGUAACAGAAGAUGUAUACAAAGCAAUGAUGGACCAUAAAGCUGAUGUCUUAAUUAUCACACAACUAGAUGAGAUUGCAUGGCUUUUCAACUUGAGAGGAUCAGAUGUAGAAUACAACCCUUUCUUUAUGUCAUAUGCUAUUCUGGAAACUCAAGAUGGUAGUCUUAGAAUUAGAUUAUUUUUAUGGGAUAAGUUGAGGAAGUUAACAGAACAGCCAUCAGAUCCAGAGUCUAUGUCAAAGCUGAACGUGUUCCUUAACACGGGUGUCAGUGGAUCAUGUACUGACAGGAUAGGAAUGUGUGUUGAGGUAGAAGAUUACAGCACCUUUAUAAAUGCUGUUAUAGCUACUGUAAACAAAAGAGAUGUAAAGAAAGUAUGGAUACCAUUCCAGUGUAAUUAUGCCAUUUAUAAAGUCAUAACAAAGGAAAUAUACCAAGGAAAUACACCAGCAGCUCUGAAAAAGUUCCAGAAAAAUCCAACAGAGCAACAGGGUCUUAGAAAUGCACAUAAAAGAGAUGCAGUUGCACUUAUUACAUUUGCUGCAAGACUUGAGAAUCAGGUGAAAAGUGGUCAGUUUCCUGUUGCAACUGAGCUAUCUGCAGCCAACCAACUGGACUCAUUUAGAGGAAGAGAGAUCUACAACAGAGGUACCAGUUUCCCAACCCUGUCAGCUUAUGGAACAAAUGCUGCUAUCAUCCAUUACAUGCCAAGUCUGUCUACAAAUGUAGAGAUUAAAACAGAUAAUAUGUAUCUUCUGGAUUCAGGAGGACAGUAUCUGGAUGGAACUACUGAUGUGACACGUACAUUUCAUUAUGGAGUACCAACGAAUCGUCAGAAGGAAUGUUACACUAGAGUCUUGAUGGGACAUAUUGACCUGGCUAGAUUUAUCUUCUAUAAAGGAUCUUAUGGACCCUAUGGUAGAGAAAUAGAUGCUAUAGCCAGGAGGCCGCUGUGGGAAGUUGGACUGGACUACAGACAUGGUACUGGUCAUGGAGUAGGGGCAUACCUAAGUGUACAUGAAGGACCAGGCAGAAUAUCCCUAGCUCAUCCCAGAGUGGAUAAAGACAUACCUUUAGAUGAAUUCCAAGUCUUCUCUGAUGAACCUGGAUAUUAUGAAACAAAUGGUUUUGGAGUGAGAAUAGAAAAUAUGGUCAUGGUCGUGAAAAAAAGAACAAAGUAUCAGUUUAUGGACAGUGUGUUCCUAGGAUUUGAAACCUUGACAUUAGUACCAUAUGAACCAACUCUGAUAGACUUUAGCCUCAUGAGUCCUGCACAGAUUGACUGGAUGAACAUUUACCAUAACAAAGUACAGAGAGAAAUAGGACCACUGAUUGUUAAUGAUACUUUAGCCACAGCAUGGCUGAGGGCAAGAACUGUUCCAGUUAAUAUCAACAAGGGAGAUAAUUUGAAAAUUAAUUUUAUUCUGUUAAUUAGCUCUGUUUGUCUUAUUUUAGGCAUGUCAUAAGCAAGCUAUUUCAUCAUAAUUCAGAAUGAAAGCAUUGUUAUAAGUUAUCAUUAUAUCAUAAUUACACCAUAUUUACCAAAUUUAUAAUGUGUUGUUCAUAAAAGUGAGAGAGAAAAAUCAUUGGAAAAGAGAAAUCAAGGCAAACUAUCUAGCCUUGCUUCCUUAUUAGUAAUUGUUAAUUGCAAAUUCAUCAUUAAAUUAGAUGUCAAGUCAAUGCACAUAUUGUCAAUGUCAUAUUUAUAACCUGCUUUCAUCAUAUUUCACAUUUGCUAUAUGUCAUUAUGUGUAUUUGGGGCAUAAGAUAUAAGAAUAGUAUGUUUUACUUGUCUUGUACUUUAAUCUAGAUAUCUGUAAAUGAUAUAUUUUUAAUAUAUGUUUAAAUAUUUCAAUUAGAUUCAAAUUGCAAUAAUGUUUCCUUGAUCUACUGAAAGUUUAUAGCAACAAAAAAUACUCCCAUAAUACUUUCCCUUAUAUCAUAAAUUUUGAAACAGAAGUUUUGUUUUUAUAAUAAUAAAUUUAUAGUUCUACAUACAAUACUGAAAAUUAAUCCAUGUACAAACUGAUACUUAUAGUAUAUUUUAUAUAAAAGGUAUUUAAAGUGGGCAAAGAAAUCAUAACUUCUUGCUUCCAAAGAGGAAAAAAGAUAAUAAAGAAAAGAAAAACAGUUUUAAUGGGUGAUUAGCUACAAUUUUGACCCCAAAAAAUUUGUUUUAUUUCAAACAUUGAUAAAAGCAGAAUUAUGAAUUAAUAUGUUGCUGUUACUAGUCAGGUUGGCAGGAAAAUAAGCUAAAAAACUUCACUGUUGUUUUAUUGGGUUGCAAGUCAAUAACUCAAGUCAAUUUUAAUACUUAUUGCAUUUUCAUUCAAUUUAACCUUUGGCAGGAGAUUGUACUAAGUAUGUUUAGUUAAUGUCUUAAAUGUAAACAAACGGAGACACCUUGAAGAAUUUAUACAGGUAAAAAGAUGAUUUACAUAUUUUUGAAUCUUAAAAAUGAAAUAAAACAUCAGGAAAUUUUUCAUUAUACAAUUACAAGUGCUUAUAUGUAUUUAUAUAAAUAUUUUUGUUUACAUUAGAUUAUAUGGCUAUCUGCAUUAUUCAGAGGUAAUCUCAAUGGUUAACUAUUUGGAGUCGACUGAAAUAUACACAACAUGCUGGUAAUUUAUAUAGCUGGUUCAUUUUAGCCAGCCGAUGCAUUUUUAUUGUAAUUUUUCCAUGGACUUUUUGUGAUUUGGAUAUACGUUUUAGUAUGUUACAAAUCAAAUUUGAGAAUUUGAGUCAAAUUGAUGAACAUAAAUUUGACAGCUAAAGCCAAUUGAAUACUGUUAAUUGAUACUUUAAUCUCCACAUACCUUUUAAUGCUAGAAGAGUAAGACAGAUUUUUUAACCUGUAAAAUAGUUAAUACCAAAUACUAAAUCUUAGUUCUAAACUAUUCCUGCUUCCGU